AUGUCUGCAGCAAACCCUGAUAUCAAACCGGGAAGUGAUUUUCACGAUGAGAUUGUGAAUAAAAUUGUCAGAGUUGUCAACCGCUACUCUGAAUCCCAGUACAUUGAUUGGAUCAAGCUAUUGAAGGUGAAAGUUGAAAUAACUGAACAAGUAUUGGAUCGCUGCGAGUGCGAGGAGUGUAGAGCUAUAAGGGAAUCGAUUUUGAUGGCAGAGAGGGAAGCAGAAAAGUUAAUAGUACCCGCGAGUGAGUCAUCGAUCAAGAAGCUACUGAAGAGGGUUAGGGUAGUGGCCGCAGACUUGGAGGAGGGUCAUGAAGGUCGUCAAAGAAAAAGAAGAAGUCGUGGCAGUAAGAGUGAUAACAAUGUAGUUGCAAGGCCAAGUGAUAGCGAUUGCUGUAUUGUUUGUUCCGAUGAGUUUACUGCCGGAAAGUAUGCGGUUCAAAUGCCAUGUUUGCAUUCGUUUCAUAGAUCGUGCAUUGAGAAAUGGCUGAGACGGAGUCACCAUUGCCCUAUUUGCCGAUAUGAGAUGCCCGUGGCUGAUGUUCAAGAAGAUGUAGAGACAUUGUUAAGCAGCUAG
Rosa chinensis is the source of this 576-nucleotide messenger RNA. Its product is annotated as E3 ubiquitin-protein ligase MPSR1. Lineage: Eukaryota; Viridiplantae; Streptophyta; Magnoliopsida; Rosales; Rosaceae. The transcript has a single exon. Gene Ontology annotation, biological process: protein ubiquitination. Gene Ontology annotation, cellular component: cytoplasm. The record is from RefSeq and is a predicted model, not a curated record. Bases 1 to 576 code for a protein of 191 amino acids. Gene Ontology annotation, molecular function: ubiquitin protein ligase activity.